UCGUCCUUUUGUCGAAAGCAUUAGAUAUAAAAGUGUGUGGACCUCAUAACCCUCCCGAGAGCUUCUCCGCGCCUCACUUCCUCUCACUCUAACUCGCUUUAACAGCUCGCUGUCGCUUUCCGCGGCCACUUUCCCCAGCCUCUUUCGUCCAUUCAGCAUCGCUUCAACUUUUAGCUUAGCAUCAUUUUCCCCAUUUUUUUGCCGCCACUGCAGCAGCGGUUGGCCGUUAGCGCUUCCCUCCCCUCAGAACCAGCAGAGAAUAGAUCCGUAUCCACACCGUUUAUCACUAUAUUUACUGUUCUUAUCAACUGACUGAAGGACCCCAGUGCUGCAGCAGACUGGUAUAUAUGUGCAGUUGGGGACUUGGAUUUACACAUAUCGCCAAAUAAGGAACCGGGAAGAGCAUCUCCUCAUCAGCUGAAGGUUUAUUAUCACUGAGUUGAUACUUCCAAACUGCAGCCAUGGAUGAGAUGGACCUGCCCCAGAUGAAGAAGGAGGUGGAGAGCCUGAAAUAUCAGCUGGCAUUUAAAAGAGAGAAAUCCUCCAAGACAGUCACAGACCUGGUGAAGUGGAUUGAGGAGUGCGUUCCUGAAGACCCAUUUCUGAACCCGGAGCUGAUGAAGAACAACCCAUGGGUGGAGAAGGGGAAAUGUGUGAUCCUUUAGAAGAAAAAACAGUGGUCCCGAGUCUUCCCCUGAAAAAAAAAACAACGCCCCAGAAUCUCUGCAGGACAAAACACACCUGCACCCUGCUCCUUUUCACCAUGAAUGUACAACAGCCCACACACACACAUUCUCUUUCACACUGAGUCAUUAGCACCAUACAGUCACGAUUUGCAAGAUUCUACUGCAACUUUGCCAUGCAUUAACUAUUAUUCUAACCAUAAAUGUCAAAUAUAUCUUUAUAUGCGGUUAGUGCAGUUACUUUAGUCUGUUAUAUUUCGCUGUUGUCGCUACUGCUUGCGCUUUAUUUUUGAUGGCGAAUUCAAGCAACUUUUCAACACUGUCAGAAAAGGCCUGCUUGCAGACAAGGAAAGACAAGGCAGCAUAGCUGUAGGAUCAUUAAAGUGAUAGUUGGAUAAAAAAAUACAAUUUUGCCAAGUUAAACCUCUUAACCCAAAACAUACACUCUUCAGUGGUUCUAUAAAAAAACAGGCAAAGGAAUGUUAACUAAAAAACAAAUCUCAUAUAGCACAAAACAGGGUUCUGUUAUUGCUACAAUUCAGAGAACUCUUUUCCAGCACUACAUAGAAAUUGUAUUUAGAGUGUAGUCAAUGAGUCAAGACAUGUUUGGCAUUUAAAGUUUUCCACAGGAGCUUCAAGGAUAAUGGAAGCCUCAUCAGUUAGCACUUGCCUCAGACUGUGUCUUAAUGUUAAACCUGUCUUAAACUGUUGGACAGAAACCACAUAAGCAAGUCUACUAGAGGUUACAUAACCGCCUUACAUCGUUUGAGGCGUUGUAGACGUAGGCAUGCAGAUAGCACCAUGCUAAUUUGUGGGGAUUACCUUCCAUUACUUACAUAUGUUAAUCAUAAAACUCCAGCGUAAAACUUACAAACCUCUGACACUAAACAUGUAUUGGCUAAUUGACUACAUUUUAUGGUUGAGAAAAUGAUAUUCAUUCUUAUUUUUGACCAAACUAUCGCUUUAAUUCAGGUCUGAAAGCUUCUUUUCUUUUUCUGCAAUCUGUUAAUCUGUUUAGCAGGCCAGUGCACUAAUUAGAAAAACACACACUCCACUCUCACUUUAAGCACCAUUUUGUACAGAUGAAAUCUGUUCUAAUUUAUUGACUUAUUUAUGAUCAUCUAUUUAUUUAUUUAUUUAUAGUUUUAUUGACUACUGAUCUAGUUGGCGGUGAAUGCUUUGGGCUAUUUUUACAUCUGUGCCAGUAAAGGCCCUUGUUAAGCGAAAGCUGAUGAAAAAAACACGUCUUUCCAAGUUUACCAUCAAAUACUGCCUUGUACACAGUUUCCUUAAAGAAUGUAUGUGUUUCGUAAGGAAUUUGCAAACCAUCUGCAGCCACGAGACUGCGCUCAGACCGAGGCUUAAAGCGAACGAUUGGGUAAAAAAUCUUCUUCCAAAUGCAGUAGAUCAGAAAAGACAUAAGCGGUGCUUCUUUAGUUUCACACUGAAGCUAAAACGUUAUUGCAAAUAAGACCCCACUAAUUAGCACUGGAGCUAGGAGGCUAAAGUAGCUAACAAGUAAUAGAAGUGUAUAUACCACCAAUUAGUACUCGAGCUACGAGGCUUAAUGUACUGUGUUGAAUACCUGUUAAAGUUUUUCAUCUGAACAGUUUUAGCUCUGUAAGACUAAUAUAUAUGAAGAAAACUUAUGUAAAGGCAGUUUUACAUUACAUAAAAAAGUAAAAAACAGAUACCCAGUACAGUUUAAAGAUAAAAAGAUGAUAAAAAUUCAGCAGAUUUCAGUAUAAGCAAAGUAAGUUGGCUGAUGGAACUAAAAUAUCAUAGACUUGGAACCAAACAUGCCACCAAUCUAGUAAACUAUUGAACAAUUACACAAAAGUCAGUAGAGUUUUUUAAUGAAUUGAUACAGUAGUGCAAGGCAUAAUAUUAUGAUGCUUUGAUAUAUUGAGAAGUUUUUACACUCCUGUUUAUUUUUUAUACACAACCCACUCAUUGCUUAGUUAAAACAGAUUUAAAUAAUGUGCUUAGGUGCAUUAAACCUUUUACAGCACUGCGUACAGUGUCGAAGAUCUCCACUGGUUACCAUACAUAUAUCUUUACAUCGUUCACUUGGAUCUGUAAAAACAAAGUGUGUGAUGGUUUGGAUCUCAAUGCUAAUUGGUGUACCAUUACUUGUUAGAUACAUUUGCCUCCAGUCAUGAACUAAAGAUGCACCAAAUAUGCCUUUGGCUAAAAGGGGGAUUUUAUGUUUUUGACCAAACUAUCGCUUUAAAACUCAGAUGCACCACAUCUGUUGAUGCUGAGCUAGGCAAGUGUGGGUUAAUUUAUUACUUCUGAUUUUGUUCUGUUUUAUAUAUAGGAGUAUUAGAAAACUGUCUAAUUAUCUUGCGGUGUUCUACAAGUGAGAGUGCUUUGGGGAAAUUAUGCAUAAGAUCAAGUUCUAGGUUAAUGAAUAAGCAAUAAGCAAUGACAUUUUUUAUUGAAUGUUUUACAAAAACAUUUAUCUUGAAUAAAGUAGAGGAUUUUUAGACA
Messenger RNA from Astyanax mexicanus (Mexican tetra), 3176 nucleotides. It is a transcript of the gene gng13b, whose product is annotated as guanine nucleotide binding protein (G protein), gamma 13b. Gene Ontology annotation, biological process: phospholipase C-activating G protein-coupled receptor signaling pathway; sensory perception of taste. Gene Ontology annotation, cellular component: heterotrimeric G-protein complex. Lineage: Eukaryota; Metazoa; Chordata; Actinopteri; Characiformes; Acestrorhamphidae. The record is from RefSeq and is a predicted model, not a curated record. The transcript is spliced from 3 exons. The coding region runs from base 462 to 665 and encodes 67 amino acids. Gene Ontology annotation, molecular function: G-protein beta-subunit binding.